UUCCGCUUCCACCUUCUCCCUCCUCCCGCUUGCCCUCCGAUCGCAGUCGCCACCACAGCGGCCGCUGUCGGGCGCGGUGUCGGUGUGUCGGUUGGCUAGUCUCUCAACGUUGGUGUCUGUGCCGUUGAAUUGCCCGCCAUGGCUGAGCUAGAUCCGUUUGGCGCCCCUGCCGGCGCCCCCGGCGGCCCCGCGCUGGGGAACGGGGUGGCCGGCUCUGGCGAGGAAGACCCGGCCGCGGCCUUCUUGGCGCAGCAGGAGAGCGAGAUUGCGGGCAUAGAGAACGACGAGGCCUUCGCCAUCCUGGACGGCGGUGCCCCCGGGCCUCAGCCGCACGGCGAGCCGCCGGGGGGUCCGGAUGCUGUUGAUGGAGUGAUGAAUGGCGAAUACUACCAGGAGACUAAUGGUCCCACAGACAGUUAUGCAGCUAUUUCACAAGUGGAUCGAUUGCAGUCAGAACCUGAAAGUAUCCGUAAGUGGAGAGAAGAGCAAAUGGAACGCUUGGAAGCCCUUGAUGCCAAUUCUCGGAAGCAAGAAGCAGAGUGGAAAGAAAAAGCAAUAAAGGAGCUAGAAGAGUGGUAUGCGAGACAGGAUGAGCAGCUACAGAAAACAAAAGCAAACAACAGGGCAGCAGAAGAAGCCUUUGUAAAUGACAUUGAUGAGUCGUCCCCAGGCACUGAGUGGGAGCGGGUGGCCCGGCUGUGUGACUUUAAUCCCAAGUCCAGCAAGCAGGCCAAAGAUGUUUCCCGCAUGCGCUCAGUCCUCAUCUCCCUCAAGCAGGCCCCCCUGGUGCACUGAAGAGCCACCUGUGGAAACACUACAUCUGCAAUAUCUUAAUCCUACUCAGUGAAGCUGUUCACAGUAAUUGGAUUAAUUAUGUUGAGUUCUUUUGGACCAAACCUUUUGUCUUUAGAGUUGAUCAUUGUUUGUGAUUGCAUGUUUCCUUCAACUGUGUUCUCCCUGGCAUUCAGAGAGGAGGGGGGAGGAGGAAGAGGAAGGGAGGGAAACUCCCAACAGUAGCCUCAACCUGUGCUUUUGUGCAUUAUUCUGAGAAUAAAUUUCUGUUUCAAACAAUAUA
Molecule: messenger RNA, 1075 nt
Organism: Marmota flaviventris (yellow-bellied marmot)
Lineage: Eukaryota; Metazoa; Chordata; Mammalia; Rodentia; Sciuridae
Gene: Clta
Product: clathrin light chain A
Biological process (GO): clathrin-dependent endocytosis; intracellular protein transport
Cellular component (GO): plasma membrane; postsynaptic endocytic zone cytoplasmic component; clathrin coat of trans-Golgi network vesicle
Molecular function (GO): structural molecule activity; clathrin heavy chain binding
Source: RefSeq, a predicted model, not a curated record